AAAAAUAAUCAUUUCCUAGAAGGAAGAAGUACAGAGAGUUGGCGAAGCGAAGCAGAGAGCGAGAAACCCUAAAAUUCUUGACAAUCACGGUUACAGAGAAAAAAACAGAGAAAAAGCUCAAAGCCUCGUACGAGAUGGGUAAAUCCCUGAUUGUUGUCUAUUUGGUUGCUCUAUUUGUUCUUACAGUCUCCGCGGCGGCCGAGGAAGGAAACGACAGCGGUUGCUCUGCCGCUGUAAAUUCAGCAACGGAACUUAAAUAUAAGAUAGUAGCUAUCUUCUCCACUUUGAUUUUCGGAGUUUUUGGUGUUUGUUUGCCCAUCUUUGGCCUCGAUGGAGAUGGCUUUUUCUACGCAUGCGUUAGGCAAUUCGGUGCCUAUGUAAUGUUACUCGCCUCUGUGGUCUACAUUCUUCCUGAUGCUACAGCCAGCCUCACAAGUUCUUGCAUCGGAGAUUUCCAACCUUGGGGUGAUUUCCCUAUGACCAGAGUUGUAGCCAGGGCUGCUGCAAUCUUAGCCAUGAUUGAAUCCAAGUCCUUCGCUUCAGCUUUUAUGAAUAGAUCUCACUCGGAAAACCACAACGGUGAUGAUGAUCAUGUUGAUAAUAGUGCUUCACAAGGACACUCUGUUUCUCGACAAGAUCACAAUAAGAUUAGACUGAAGCUCGUAACUCAGGUCUUGGAGUUAGGGUUUGUGGUUCACUCAGUGAUCAUUGGAAUAGCUUUAGGAGCAUCUCCACAUCUUAGCACAAUUAAGCCUCUUAUACCUGCAAUAACCUUCCAUCAAUUGUUCCAAGGAAUUAGUCUUGGAGGUUGCAUCUCCGAGGCAAAGUUUGACUUGAAGAAAACUUUAAUUAUGGUGAUAGUGUUUUCUCUCACAACACCUGUAGGAAUCGGGAUCGGUAUUGGAGUCGCCGAGAUUUACUACAAGAAUGGCCCAACCACGUUGAUAGUGUCCGGUUCUUUAAACGCUGCAGCCGCCGGAAUAUUGUUGUUCAUGGCUGGGGUUACUAGUUACAACCUCAAACCUCAUAGUACUCUUCACAUGUUAAAAGCUUGUGGUUUUGUCCUCCUCGUGUUGAUGUAGGGUGGGGGUUCAAAUUACCCAUUCGGGUUCGUACAAUCUACUUAUUGCGCUUUGUCCUCAUCCUUCCUUCACUAUGUCUCUUUAUCAAUCAUGUAUGUAAGCAAAUAAAUAAGUUGUAUUCCACCAAUUCACUUAUUUUCAUCUUCACCGAACUUAUACUAUAAAAUUCUAAUCUCUCUUUUUAUAAAAA
Molecule: messenger RNA, 1272 nt
Organism: Brassica napus (rape)
Lineage: Eukaryota; Viridiplantae; Streptophyta; Magnoliopsida; Brassicales; Brassicaceae
Product: probable zinc transporter 12
Exons: 3
Coding region: 135-1082 (315 amino acids)
Biological process (GO): zinc ion transmembrane transport
Cellular component (GO): plasma membrane
Molecular function (GO): zinc ion transmembrane transporter activity
Source: RefSeq, a predicted model, not a curated record